CCGGCGACAUCCUUUGUCAGCUUCUCCACCCACCCUGUGCCCAUGCACCACCUGCCUUUUUCCAGAGGACUGGGGAAGAUGUGACCUCAAAAGGGCACCCAAAGUAAGAUGGAAUACCUUAUCUUUCACUGACUGCAAGCUGUGUACUCUUCUAAUGCAUUAUAAAUGAAGGCUCGGGUACUUACUCCUGAUAGCAGGAGGCAGAGUUUUCAGAGGAGCAGCCCACAUCUGAGUGUUGAUGUUAAUGCUGUUCAAAUUGGCAGUGCUGAGUAAAGCAGAAAACAUGACACUGUCAGGCUAUUCAGGCCAAGAUCCUACCUUUACAGAUCAAAAAGUCAGCUCUCAGCCCUUAAAGUUAGUACCACCAGCUCAAAAGAAAAAGAACUAAAUAAACAAUUCAUAUUCAAAAGAAAAAAAAAAAAACAACGAACACAAAGGUUGUUUAAGAGAAUGAGAACAAAUAUUUGUGUUGGGACAGUGCUGUCUCCUAUAGCUCCGAGGCAAGAGUACAGAGGUCCAGUGUGAGAGCUCCCUUGGCAGCAGUGUGUCACUUUCUCCCCUCCCACUCUGCCGGCGUAUCUGCUUUCAUGGAGAGCAUUCCGUUCUUCAUUGCUUUUAUUGUGUUAGAGUUUGCUGUCAGCUGGGUUCAGCAGCAUAAAUUGCCAGGUCGGAUCAAUGAUGGCAUAAGUUCUCUUUCAUUGGGUAUCCUAUCUCGACUUCCAGAUGUUUUAUUCAGAAGUGUUGACCUAGUUAGUUACAUCUAUGUAUGGAAUAACUACAAACUCUUUGAACUGCCCUGGGACUCACCAUGGACAUGGUAUUUGACAUUUCUGGGAGUGGACUUCGCAUACUACUGGUUUCACCGCAUCAGUCAUGAGGUUAAUAUACUGUGGGCAGCGCACCAGGUACAUCAUAGUUCUGAAGAUUACAACUUGUUCACAGCCCUGAGACAAUCCUUUCUGCAGAGAUAUACCUCCUGGAUGUUCAACUUACCCAUGGCUCUUUUCAUUCCACCAUCAGUGUUUGCUGUUCAUCUGCAAUUUAAUCUACUUUACCAGUUUUGGAUACAUACAGAGGUUGUCACUAACAUUGGUCCAUUGGAGUGGAUUCUUAAUACUCCUAGUCAUCACAGAGUUCAUCAUGGUAGAAAUCCUUACUGCAUUGACAAAAAUUAUGGUGGCACACUCAUUAUCUGGGACAGGAUAUUUGGAACAUUUGAGGCAGAAGAUGCUAAAGUUGUAUAUGGCUUAACACAUCCAGUAAAUUCAUUUGACCCCAUCCUGCUCCAGUUGCGUCCCUUGGCUCAUAUUUGGAAUACAUUUUGGGCCACACCUGGAUUCUGGAAUAAGCUUUCUGUCAUAUUCAAAGGGCCAGGCUGGGGACCAGGCAAACCUAGACUUGGCCUUCCUGAGGAAAUCCCAGCGGUCACUGGAAAUGAAGUUCCCUUCAAUCCAAAUGUACCAGCUUAUCUUAACUGCUACGCAGUGGUACAUUUUGCUGUAAUAAUGGAGUUGUAUAUUGAUCUUCUUGCUACUGUGACUACAUUAUCACAGGAAAAUAUUCUACUGAGAAUUGCCAUUAUCAUUCUAUCCCUGACCUCUUUUGGAUUUCUUAUGGAGAAAAGACCCAAAGCAGGAAUUUUGGAAAUCAUCCGCUGCUCAGUCUUCUUAGGAGUAUACAAACUUGGCUACUUAAGAAAUCAACUUUCUUUGUUGGACUACGCCUAUGAACUUAAUGAACUUAGAUCACUCCAGUGGGGAUUUGUUGUGAACAGCAGACUCAAUCCUGCAUUCAGUCCAUUAGCUAAGGUCUUGUUUUCCCUCUGCAUUGCAUUCUGGGGAAUUCAAACUAUGAGGCGGAUUACUUCAUCUAAAGAUAAACAUCUCUGAAAGAGCAAAUAUGACACCACUUGAAUUAUGGAAACAAUGCUUUGGAAUAACCUACGUUCCUUGGAAUUAAUCAGCUAUGACUCCUACUGAAUCAUAGUCAUUUUACAUAUGAUAGAAGGGGUUUGAUUUCAUAUGAAGAUUUGAAAGAUUCAUUGGAAAGUGAAUUUACUUGAUUUUUAAAAUAUUUAAUUUUACCUCUAUUUAAAUAAAAUGUUCAUUCAUAACAUUUUUUUUUUUUCAAAGUAUCACCGUGUCACAGAAGCCAUGUAAAACUAAUAGGAUUUUUCAGUAUGUUUAUUAGUAGUUAACCAUAUGUGAAAAGUAUUUUCAGAAUAGAAAUAUUUUAAAACAUAUUUGUAGCAAUCUGGUAUAAAGCAACCAGCUGAUAUAUGAAUAUCAGUUUUUCCAUAAGGGUCAUGGUUUGGUGUUCCUAGCAUACAGCUACAUGAGGAUGUAUAGUUGAGGCAAGACAAUUACUAAAAACAGCAUGAUAAAAUAUCUCAAAAUAGUACAAGUUGAAAUAUCUUCAGGAAAGUUGACGGAUAUAUGCAUUUUAUAAUGCAGGCUUUCAGUUUGGACUGAGUUAUUUAAGGAGUACACCUGCAAUUGCCAACCUUAGAUAUGAUCAAGCCAGCACUUGCACACAAGUAUCCCAUUGACUAAUGUUACUCACAUGACAAAAUAUUUGCAAGGCUGGGCCCUUAAUUCCUCAUAAUUUCCUGUGGAGGUGAUCUCAGGGGAGAUGCACAUCUUUCAGGAGCUGCUGGAAAGAUGGUUUCUACUAAGAUAGGAAAAUUAAAUACAAAUGGUAAAGGGAGUCUCCAAACAGCAGGACUGGCAAAAAUACUGGAGCUAGGUUGUUUUUCUUUCCUUAUGCUCUUCCAACUUCUACUUGGCUCCAGAACUUUUAGUAGUGUUUAAAGUCAAGUAGCUAAAAACUGCAAGCUCUCUUGCAUGCUUCAAGCUAACAAUAAUACUUGAAUUAAAAAUGGGAUUCUUUUGUUUUUCUCUUAUUCCAGUUUCUUUUAGGAUAGUAAGGGCAUGCUAACCAACUUCAAAUAUAAAGCGAGCCUAUUUUUAAUUAAUGCACCUUUUCAGUCUUAAGCCAUAAAAGAUGCCACAGACUAUGUAACUGGAUGUUUCUGGUAAGUCAUUAUUCAGACACUGAAUUUAUAUUAAUGAAAUUGCAGUGUUUUAAGUUACUCUGUAUUUAGAUCAAGUGACUUUUGCCCAUCACUUUAGAGUCUGAAAUGUUCAACUGAGGAAAUUAGGUGUUUGUUCAAUUAGAUAUACUAAGAUCUGGGCUGCAAAGUAAGGAUGAUACCUUCUUAACUUUAAGGCAUGCUUAAAUGAAAGAUUUACUUGUGGAUCAUCUUCACUGUAAAUAAUGAGAAGAUUAAAAAAAGCCCCAUGAAAGCAAUAAAAUUAAUUAUAUUUAAAGUACUUAUUUAAAAGUUUAAUUUGAACAUUUACUCAUAACCUGGUAUAAGUAAAUGUCUAUUUAAGAAAUGAGUAGAUACAAUUGUAUACCGCUGAAUACAAUCUCAUGAUUAACAUACUUGUGCAGCAGCCAGGAGUUCUACUGUUUCUGACCAAAACUUACCAUAUCUUUGCCUGAAUUUUCCCAUCUGUGGGAUCACAGUGAUGGUAGUAAUGAUUGUGUCUCUUGCCAUAAUUAAAGUAUGAAAUUUGGAUUGUUUCAAUAAAAAACUAUUAGAUAUUUAAGAAAAUAGCAGAAUCUGAUUCCAGAAGUACAACAUGAUCAACUAAAGUUUUAACUUCCUAAGUUGUACACCUAUACUUCAAAAAUUUAUAACAGUGACAUCAACAUUACCUCAAAAAAAAUUGAGGUCAAUUUAGUGACAGUAGUAUAAUAAACAGGAAAAUGAGUUAAUAUCUUCUAGUUUUUUCUUGGUCAGCUGAGGUAAAACUCCAUGUGUCUGUAUUUUUUUUUCUGCAAUGAAGUUUCAACUUUCUGUGAUACCAGUUGUUCUUAAGACACUGAAAAUCUGCAUUUAAAAAUCCACAGUCUUUGAAGGAAAAUAGUGAAGAUCUAAAUUAAAUUUUAAAGAUAUCAUAAUGAAUUCCAUUAGCUUACAUGAAGUAAUCAAAGGAAUGAGAUUUCAAAAGUAAAUUCAGAUUGAGAUACACAUCUCAUGCCUAUCAGUUUUCAGAGAUGUUUGGACAAAGCCCUCACUAAUAUGCUUUAAUUCAGCCCUGAAGAGGUCACACAGUUGGGCUAGCUGAUCUUUGAAGUCCCGCUCCUAGACCUAGAAUAGGACUAUCUAUUCUGUAUAAAUCACUAUUUUCUUAUUCUAUCAUUUGCCUACAAAAAAAUGACAAAAUACAGAUAACUGACAAAUACAGAAGGCACAGUAGUUUAAGUAAUAUGUUAUUCCAGAGACAGCAGUUGUAUCUGUAUGGGAUCCAUUCUAAUAAAUAUGUGAAAUACAGACAUAAGAUAACGUGUAUGAUGUAUGUUAGAGGUACUGAAAUCUACAGAAGCCUUACUUCUUUUACCUUUAAAGUCACUUCUCAGCUUGAUGGGAAUUUGGAAAUGAAACAUUCCUCUGUUCGCCAACCCAAUUUGGCCAAAUUUUCUGAGGGUACCUACCACUGUGAAUAUCUUACGUGUCUAAAAAGGCUGAGCCCCUUUUAAAAACUUUUAAAUCAGUCAUUAAAAGAGAGGCCAAAUUCAUUUCCUCUUUCCAAGAAAUUUUAAAUUUGUUUCCUACUUCCAAGGACUGUUGCCAUUGUGUAUAUUUUAUCUGAAAGUAUGGUACAGGAGAGGAGCAACUUGAGACAAUGAUUCCUAUGGCUGGAGAGUCAAAGAAGCUUGUUGUAUUGGUUAUCCCAGUAUCCUGUAUUUUAUAGCAAAGUCUACUAUGUAUCUAUAAACAAUUCUUUGGUUACAGAAUGGAAUUUAGAGUUUGCCUUUACCGGAAAAGAGUUUCAUGGACAGGCUUGUGGAAACGCUCUCGACUGCAUCAUUCUCCUGUUAGCUAUGUGAUAGGUAGCUAUAUCCCUGUUAAGCUGCUUCUCAUAAUUUUAUUAUAGGAACUAUUUUAAUUUUUAGUUACCUUAAACCUUAGAUCUAGUUCUAGAACUUGGAUCUAGUUCUACUGUCUCUAUUUUUGAAUUAUCAAAAGGCUCUCCAGGCCAGCUGGCUAGUGAAUUGAAUUAUGCAUUGUUAAUAUAUUACGUAACAUUAAUUGAAUGAAUUAAAUUCUGACUACAAACAUUGCUUAUCAUUAGGAUAUAUCUUCUUUCCACACAUUUUUAAGAUUUCAUGGCUUAUUUAUUUGUCUACACUGUUUAGUUCCAACAAUUGUAGGAUAAUUAUAUGAGAGUAUUAGUGAACAAAAUGUUUUUCUUGUUUAACAGAUGUUGUGCAAGUAACUUUUUCUUUUAGAGAUCCACUGUUCUAUAUCUCUGGAAACAAUAAUGUUCUGCAAGCAAAAGCCCUAGUAUCACAUGUCCAAGUCAGAAACAUUAUAAUUGCAUUUAUAGUAUAUGCAGUAUUGCUUAAGACUUCAAUUUGGUUUUGUUUAUCUUUAAAAUUCACACCUUUGGGAGAAUACCAACAAUCGACAGAAUCUUCUUUUUCUUUCAACAAGAGAUUUAAACAGUGACUUCCGUUACUCUUUCCAGCUGUUGUCACAUCCUUACACAAGCCCUUGCCCAAAGUUUGUACACAUCAGUAUCGUGUUAACUGAAAAUCCAGAGGUAAACAGCUGAAUCCUUUGUUCCCUUCAUACCUGACUUUGCCACUGAAGUCACUGAAAAUUUUGUUGCUGUCCUUCGUAUUGGAACAUUCCCUAUGUAGAAACAAGAGUGUUGCAAUAUUCACUGCAACUCAAGCUUUGGUAUAGUUAAUUAAUUAAAAGCAGUGUAGUUGCACAGCUACUUGUUCCUGGAAGCUGCUGCAUGAUUUUCUUUGUGCUAUGUUAAAAUCAGAGUUGAUAGGGGGAAAAACAGUGAAGUUACAGCUGCGUGUUCUGCAUUGCAGUUAGUAAGCUGCUUCACUCAAGUCUGCGGGAUUAUGGGCAUUGUUUCCUAAAAUUUUCUAAAAGAAAGGAACUGAUCACAUGACAUAUUUUGAAAUUUCUCUUUAAAGGCAAACAAAGACAUAUUUCUCUGAGCUUUCAGGAUUUCAUAUUACAUAAUUAGUACAAGGCUGAGUGGCGCUGAAGUGUAAGAGUUGUUCAGAAUUUUCUUAUUAGAUCUUUAGGUUUUAGUACAUAGAGCUGUGACUCAGACAUGAAAUUCAUUAGGGAGAGCAAAAAAUAAUUAAAGCAUUACUUUAAUUGUAUCUUGCAAUAUUAUGCAAACGAUGUUGCCCAUAGAUUGUUUUCAUUAAACUCUGCCUUCUGGAAUCGUAUAAUUGCUGAUUUUAUUUUGUUUUGCUUUAAUUAUUUACUUUUAUUAUGGAAUGUUUCUAACUGCAGAAAACAAGCUAUAGAUGUUUCAUAAUCUAAAAGACAGAUAAUAAGAUUUUAGCAAAUAAUAUUUUAAAAUACUUUCCUUUUUAAACUAGUAAUUACUUGAGGCUUGACUAGUGAACUCUUGGUAUAGCUAAUGCUGAAAAUGGGAAUGGGAAAGUGGGAAAAAAUAUUCUUGGUCACUCCUUUUUCCAUUCUUUUCAUACUUAUGUAUGAGAAAAUAUAACAAGGCAGAGUUUUCUUGGGUUUCCUGGUUCUCUGCUUGUAUUUAGGCUAUUAAGUUUGGGGUUAAAACAAAAUGAUCCAAAGAACAAACACUUAAAGGGCCCAGGGCCCACUACCCUAAGCCAUAGUGCGUCAUGUAGCCUCUAACUCCUACCAGGUGUGUUCAGUGCAAGCAAGAUAUAAUUUGUAUAGCCAGAGAUAAUUUGUAUACUUCAGGAUUGUGUGUUUCUGAAAAGAAAAUGAGUGUAAAAAUACAGAGUUUAAAACUAAGAUGCAAACCACAAGGUAAACCAAAAUUAGAUAUCUCACAUAUUGGAGCAGGCUUCCAUAUUAAUAGGGCCAAUGGAAAACUUGGCUCAAUCCUUUGUCAUUUUUGCCCCACCUAUGGAAAACAGCAGAAAAAUGUGGAAACAUUGAGUAAGAAUGAAUUGCUGAGUGUCCUUGUGUUUAUGGUUUGGCAAAGAAAAGUGACACAAAAUGAAUCCUCCCCUCCCUCCCCUUUCUAUAUUUUUAUGCUUCAUCCUUUAUUUCAGCCCG
This is a messenger RNA of Lagopus muta (rock ptarmigan), 7093 nucleotides long. It is a transcript of the gene AGMO, whose product is annotated as alkylglycerol monooxygenase. Lineage: Eukaryota; Metazoa; Chordata; Aves; Galliformes; Phasianidae. Gene Ontology annotation, cellular component: endoplasmic reticulum. Gene Ontology annotation, biological process: lipid biosynthetic process. The record is from RefSeq and is a predicted model, not a curated record. Bases 588 to 1889 code for a protein of 433 amino acids. The transcript has 14 exons. Gene Ontology annotation, molecular function: iron ion binding; oxidoreductase activity.